CUGGCUUUACUUAUUGCGUCAUCUUGGCUAAUGCGCUGACAACUCAGCAUAUGAAAGACGGAAUAUACCUAAUAUUCACGCCGUUUUGAAACUUAAGAAAACUUAAUCUAAAACAUAUACAAGGAUUAAAGAAAUGGCAAGUCCACGAACAAAAAGGGUUUUGAAGGACGUUCGACUAAGAGAUGACAACAAUAAAUGCUUUGAAUGCCAUGCUCACAAUCCCCAGUGGGUCAGUGUCAGCUAUGGAAUAUGGAUAUGUCUAGAAUGUUCAGGAAAACACAGAGGAUUAGGUGUACACCUAAGUUUUGUAAGAUCUGUAUCAAUGGAUAAAUGGAAAGAUGCCGAGUUAGAGAAAAUGAAAGCAGGAGGGAACAAAAAGGCACUGGAGUUUUUUCAAUCCCAACCAGAUUACUCAGAUGGAAUGUCUAUACAAGAAAAAUAUAACUCUAAAGCUGCAGCUUUAUUGAGAGACAAGAUAUCCACAGAAGCGGAGGGAAAACCAUGGAAUAUAGCAACAUCUUCAGCAAAAAACUAUGUAGCAUAUAAACCUCAGAUCACCAUGCCAAAAUCAUCCAGUUUUACUAAACAACACUCCAAUGGUUAUAACAACUUUGGCUCUGAUGACAGUUACCAAGAUAACUAUCAGGAUGCAGAGUUUUACAAGAGUGAUGGCUUCAAAAAGAAGAGAGAUGACUUCUUUGACCGACAACAAAGGGAAAAUGCUUCAAGACCAGAUGAUCUUCCACCUAGUCAAGGAGGAAAAUAUGUAGGAUUUGGAAGCACUCCAGCCCCCCAGUCAAAGAAUGAUGAUUUCUUCGACUCAACGCUGUCAUCUCUAUCCACAGGCUGGUCAUCAUUUGCACUUGGAGCAACCAAGUUUGCCUCAGCUGCUUCUGAAAAGGCAUCAAAGGCUGCUAGUGUUGCCUCCAAGAAGACCAAGGAGUUUGGACAGACAGUUAAUGAAUCUGUCAUCAAACCCACAAAAGAUAAGGUAAAAGAAGGUAAAAUUCUGGAUGAUGUUUCAACAUCUAUGUCCAGUUUUGCCCACAGAGUAAAAGACGGAACCUUGAUCAACGACGUUGGAACCUCCAUGAGCGGGCUUGCAGCAAAGAUCAGCAAUAAGGGAUGGACCAAUUUUUCCUUAUGGGGUGAUACCAAAUCUCCAACUGAUGGCACAGGAGAAAAGUCAUCACUUCUUACUGGCAAAUCAGCAAACAGCAGUGAUCCCAGCCGGAACAAUUUGUUGGAAAAUGAAGAGGAAGAUUCGUGGGGAGGAUGGGAAGAAAAGGAGUCAUGGGAAAACAACAAGGAACCUCAAACCAAGAAGAAAAACAAACCUCAGAAACUCAGUGAAGAGGAUGAAUUUGAGGCAUGGCUUAAUGAUGACACACCCCUCCAGUCAUCAAAAUCAAAAACUAAAGAUGGAUGGGAUGACUGGGGAGAAGAAAAGACAGACAAAAAGAGUAAAAAGGCAGACAAAAGUGUGAAAAAAGCAGGAGACAAAUUGUCUGGGGGUGAUGGUUGGAGUGAUGUUAACUGGGAAUCAGACUUUUCUUCACCUCAGAAGCAGAAACAGCCUCUGGUGGGAAAUUUGUUGGACUUUGGUGAGGAGGAGACUGGGGGAACCUCCUCAGGCUGGGAUAAUGAGGUGUGGGCUGAGGAUGAGGAUGAAGAUAACUGGCAAAGUCUGGAGGAGAACUCCAAGUUAAAAUGAUCAUGGUUGUUGCUUAGUAUUUUAAUGUAAUUAUGUGUAUAUGCCAGUAUUUUCAUGAUACAAUCUCACCGUUUUCUUUCGGGAAAUUGUCAAGGACAAGAAGUCACAGUGAUUUUGUGAACUUUACAAAAGAUAUUCAAUCAUACAAUGAUCAUUUGAAUGUUUGGCAUUGUUGUAAAGUUUACAAAUCAUAAAUGUGCUUUAUGAUAUAAAUUGAGGAACAAUGCAUGAUUCAAUCAUUUUAUUAUCUGCCAUGAUUGUAUAGUCAAGGAAUUGAAUUCCAGAUUUUUAACAGUUUUGAUUUAUGACCUUGAAGAGAUCUUUGAUGUGGGUCUUUAUAGAUUUUUAAGGUUUUGGCUUUCUUUUUUAUUUACUGCAUAUGAAAAUGCAAUGUUGAGUCCAAAGUCUACUAUUCUUGAUAUUUCAUUUGUAUUAAUGAAAAGUUAAUCCAUUGUAAUUAGGAAAUUAUUAAUUCAUAAGAUAUAGUAGACUUGAUAACUGUGCAAUACUUAGAGUCAUGUUUGUUAAAGAUAUUGUUAAUAUAGCUUACAUGGACUGAGAGUUCAUGUGAGUUUAUGCUAUCACAAGGUGUCUGAUAUCCAGGGAGCUUGUACUUCACUGCAUUAAAGGGGUAUAGACAUGAUUUAAACUGAAAAUUUUCACAUUUUAUUUUUCCAUUUUUAAUGUUUACAAUGCGUAACAAAGGAUUUCUAAUUGUCAGCAAACAUUUUUUUUAAUGUCUUGUUGGGUUACAAGUGAGAUACAGCACUCGCAAUUCUUUGUUAUGUAAACAAAGCUUUACUUUUUACAGAUGUGCAAAAUGCUAAAGAGAUACCUAGUUAAAAUCUUAACUCCUUGUGAUCAAUGUCAGACACAUUGUUGUAAUGUUAUGCUGUAGAUGUAUUGUGUUUUGACAUUGUGUUUUUCCUGUUCAAUUCAGCAUCCAGUAAUAAGUAAAUUUAAAAUUGGUAUACAUUAUAUCAUCUUUAUCAACAAUUUAUUUGAAAUACUAAGACACUGAAUGUUAACAACAGAAGCAUACAUAUAGCAUUGAUUCUUGUUCUACAGGUAUGAAAGGCCUUUUAGAACAAUGAAAUCUUUCUGUCCUUUUUUUUUGUAGGGGGGGGGGGUUAAUGAAGAUUUGUCACCUUUUGACAUACUGGUAUAUCUAUUUAAGAUUGAUAUUUUCUUGUAACUACACUACAUAGGAAAAACUGUAGAGUGUGAUGGGGUUUUUUUGGGGGGGGGGGGGGGGAGGGAUGGUGCUAAUUUUGGUCUGUUUGGAUGGGUUCCAAAUCACAAAAAUCAUUUUAUAUCUAUAUAGUAAAUAUUCAAAAAUUAGCAACUGUAAAAUCAUUGACAUUCCUUUAUUUCCUGAAUUUGUCAAAUUUUACACCCACCAGAAAAACCAACUAUAUGGUGAAUAGGCACCCCAGUCAAUCCGAGGUUGACUGAAGCCACCAAAAGUGUUUAAUGCAUCAGGUGUAAAUGAUGGUCAGUCUCUUUCAUAAUUAUCCUUUUUUAAUUGAAAUGUAUGUCAAUGUUGUAAGGAUACUAUUUAUAUUGAAAUUGAUUUUCAUAAAUUGUUAUAUUUUGAUGUCAGUUUGGCAUUAGGUUUGUUGAAAGUGUUUCGAAGUCUUGCCACUGUCAUAAACAGACAGUGCUAUAUAUUGCAAAAUAAAACUAGAAUGUCAAAGAAUA
Ostrea edulis (European flat oyster) is the source of this 3415-nucleotide messenger RNA. Its product is annotated as ADP-ribosylation factor GTPase-activating protein 1-like. Lineage: Eukaryota; Metazoa; Mollusca; Bivalvia; Ostreida; Ostreidae. Gene Ontology annotation, biological process: regulation of endocytosis; regulation of ARF protein signal transduction. Bases 134 to 1714 code for a protein of 526 amino acids. Gene Ontology annotation, cellular component: Golgi membrane. The record is from RefSeq and is a predicted model, not a curated record. The transcript is spliced from 12 exons. Gene Ontology annotation, molecular function: GTPase activator activity.